Oldenlandia corymbosa var. corymbosa is the source of this 1607-nucleotide messenger RNA. Lineage: Eukaryota; Viridiplantae; Streptophyta; Magnoliopsida; Gentianales; Rubiaceae. The record is from the annotation of a GenBank genome assembly.
CACCAUUCAACAACUCCACACCCUUUUUUCCCUAAUUUCUCCCCUAUGGUUCUGGAGUGAACUCAAAGUCUCAAAAGCUUUCACACACCAUAAUCUAAAAAUCUCCCUAUGGCAAACAUUAACUUCACAUAUUAUUCACUUCUCCUGCACCUCUUCUUCCUUCCAUUCAUCACUAGUUCAGCUUCCAUCCAUGAUCUCCUCAUCAGCCAAGGCCUUCCAGCUGGGCUGUUCCCAAAAGAUGUUGUGAAAUCAUACAAAGUGGAUGACUAUGGACACCUUGAAGUCUACUUGGAUAAGCCCUGUGUUGCUAAAUUUGAGACCAGGGUUUUCUUUGACACUGUGGUCAGAGCAAAUCUCACUUAUGGUGGACUCACUAAUAUGCAAGGAUUGUCUCAAGAGGAGCUGUUUUUGUGGUUGCCUGUUAAGGAUAUCAUUGUGUAUGACCCUUCCUCUGGCCUAAUUCUGUUUGACAUUGGGUUGGCUCACAAACAGAUGUCUCUUUCUCAGUUUGAAGACCCUCCUGCUUGUAAUCCUCAAGGGGAAUUGGAGGAGAAGAAUAUUCGAAGGGUACAAGGAGCUCAAGCUCAGAGAUGAUUUGGAGGUUAUGAUGGAUUUACUUCCAAUUAUUAGGAGAGGGAAAUUAUGUAGGUUGAUCUGGGUCUUGUUGCUGCAGUUUUGGGCUUUUCAAUGUUUUGCUUUUGGGUUUUUCUCUGUGUUCUUCCUGAAAGGCGUUCGUUUGGGUGGCUUAUAGAACUGUAAAAAUUGCUUAGUUGACAAGGGAAAAAAAAAAAAAAAGUUUUAAAGAUGAAGAAAUUAGUGUUGAUUUGAGCCCAGAAUUAACAGAAAGUUCUGAUUGUUUUUUUUAUCUUAUUAGUUAGUAUCAUAUUACCGGAGGAAAAAAAAAAAAUCCAGUCAGUAAAUGUCAGUGUUUGUUUGUUCUUCUGGUCUUGUUCUCCGCCAAAUGUAAGAGGAAGCCGGCGAGGCUUCCGAGGCCAGAAGAAAAAGAAACAACACGGCAAUGAUAAAAAAGAAAAACCAGCCAAAUGGCACAAAAGUAGGGCCAGCAGGAUUAACUAUUAUUAUUAUUUUUUUUUGAAAAAAAAAUAAUGAAUUUGGUUGGGAAAAAGGUUCUUCAAUCAACCUGUUCCAAUAAAAUUCGUCCAGCGUCGGUUUUUUAAAUUUUAAUCUCUAAAAUAAGAAAAGAAUCAUAUGGGUCACUGCAUAUUACAGACUAGUUCGUAGCUGGAUCCAAAACGGCGUUGUCGAGAUAAUAAUUUCAAAUUUUAGGAUGAAAAACUUUGACGAAUUGUCCUGCGUUUUUAGGAAUUCAUCGCUGGAACCAAAAAAAAAACGGUUUUAUUUUGUCGAGCUAAUGCCAUUUUAGAAUGAUUAGGAAAUUUUUGACAGUUUUUGUAGGUUGAGUCUCCGAACGUUAAAUAUAAUACUUGUAGAAGUGAUUUUCUUGAGAUGACGUGAGAGAAAAAAUAUUUUUAUUAAUUUAAUGACAAUUUUUUUUUAUACAAAUAAAACCUUUUAUUGAAGUUUUUCCUUUCUAAAUUUUUUUUGUAAUAAUAAUAAUCAUUACAAAACAAAAAAUAUUGUUUUUA